Bolinopsis microptera is the source of this 1214-nucleotide messenger RNA. RefSeq lists its product as uncharacterized. Lineage: Eukaryota; Metazoa; Ctenophora; Tentaculata; Lobata; Bolinopsidae. The record is from RefSeq and is a predicted model, not a curated record. The coding region runs from base 1 to 1128 and encodes 375 amino acids. Gene Ontology annotation, cellular component: lysosome. Gene Ontology annotation, molecular function: cysteine-type endopeptidase activity. The transcript has a single exon.
AUGUACAGAGUUGUGUUGUGUUCCCUUGUACUGGGCAUCGCCAGUGCGGUCCACUACAAUGACCUUGCUGUCAGUUCUGCUCUACAAAACCCUAGACUUCUGUUGAAUCUUUACCAACAGUACUCCGUGAAGGAAGGUAAAGCUAAGUCUCCCCAAAGACUAGCUCUUUUCAGGAGUACCCUUAAGAAGAUUGCAAAGUGCAACGCAAAGCACUUGUCCUGGACACAAGGGCUUAACAUGUUCUCUGACAUGACGGUUGAAGAGAAGAGAAGUUAUCUGGGACUGAACUCCUCUGCUCUCCACAGAACGCUCUCCUCCAACAUUGUCCAUUUGUCUGACAUUCCUGAGUCUAAGGAUUGGAGAGCUGAAGGUAAAGUUACCGGAGUUAAAGACCAGGGAGGCUGUGGUGCUUGUUGGACGUUCGGAGCAGUUGGUCCCAUUGAGACAAACUACGCUAUUCUCACUGGCAAGAGGAAAUCAUUCGCAGAGAAAGAAUACCUGGAUUGCGUCUACAACUGGAACAGAGGUUGUGACGGUGGCUUCUACGAGGACUGUUGGGACUAUUCUGAGAAGCAUGGCAGGCUGGCUCUGACCAGGGAUGCUCCCUACUACGCUAGUGACCAGUACUGUGGUGGGUACUACAACAGGCAGCACAAUGCUCUGAUAGCAGCGAAGAUAACCGGUUAUUAUACCAUCCCUCCUGGGGAGGAUAACAUGAUCUCCUUCCUUGCUAAAGGAGCAGUCGGGACAGCUUUCGAGGUGACUGACGACUUCUUCAACUACCAAAAGGGAAUUAUCAAAGACACGACAUGUGAUGAUAUGGGUGACACCACGGCUAACCACGCUGUUACCGCUGUUGGCUACACACCCAACUCAAUGAUUGUAAAGAACAGUUGGGGUACAUCCUGGGGUAUGGGAGGGUACUUCGAGACAGCACGAGGUACUGAUCUUUGUGAGCACUUCAGUUGGGGGGCGGUCCCAACCUGGAUACUCACUGGUCAGAAUGACAAUGAUCCAGACUACGUUCCAAGUGAUGGAGACGACUGUGAAGGGACAAACGCUGAUGGGUGUGCUUGUGGCACAGUGAGAUGUGGCGAUGGUAUAUGUAGACAUGCUCACAUGUGCUAGAUCAUCAGGGAGCUCUGUUCACGCUCAAUUUAUAAAGCUGAUGUAGAUGUUCAAUGUUCAUUAUUCAAUAUAUUCUUAUUGUUUAU